AUGAGCAAAAGAAAGACAGGCAAGGGUCCCAGGGCACAAAGAGUAUCCGAAAACGAUUCCUAUCAUGUUCCUGUAAGCCUUGUCCAAAAAGAACGGGGAAAAGUGGACAAAAUCUGCCCAUUUGAGGCUUCUGCCUUUUUGGGUCUGUUGGACGACGAUGACAGCGACGAAAUCGCUGAUGAUGAGGAGGAUAACAAGAAGCCGCACAGUCAGAAAGCAAACUGGGAUUCCUAUUAUAUCAGUAGUUAUCCUGUCCCACAAGAACAAGCGAAAAUGGUCCAAUCUUGCCCAUUUUCAGCAGGCUUCUUGGGAUUUCUUGAUGAUGCUCGCGGUCCCAUCAACACAGUUUUUGAUGAUGGCAGUGGCAUGGCAACUGAAAAGGCCUCCAGCACAAGCGCACUAUCCACUCCAAUGGUGGUUCUCCAAGAUGCUGAGGAGGAUAUCCCUUUCCAGAAGCAUGAGAAAAUGGCCCAACAGCUUUUCUCAUUUUUUGCCUUUGGUGGCAAGAAUGGAAUUGCUGACAGACAUGAGGCCCCUCUUUGGAUGCAUGGAAGCCCCGCAACGCCUUGCAAGGUAUCAAGGCUUGCUGAGACGGCCGGACCUUGGGUGCAUGUGGCCCUUUUGACGAUCAUAAUAUGUUCUACCAAUUGGAUGCCCUCUCCUGCACCGACUCCUUGCAACAAUCCAACCCUUGGCAAGGACCUAUUGCAAAGCAAUUGCUAUCGGUUCCUUCAUCCUCCUGUCGAUUGGCAGAUGCCUCAAUUUGAUUUCCCUUUAUGGAUGUUCAAAUGUUGGCAUUCUUCCCUCCUACAUCCAGGCAAUUCACCACUUAUCUGCGGCUUCACUAUGCCAGGACACAAUCUACUGUCUUUGACCCUCUUUGCUUCUCCUUAG
Messenger RNA from Cylindrotheca closterium, 894 nucleotides. Lineage: Eukaryota; Bacillariophyta; Bacillariophyceae; Bacillariales; Bacillariaceae. The record is from the annotation of a GenBank genome assembly.